Molecule: messenger RNA, 3468 nt
Organism: Echinops telfairi (small Madagascar hedgehog)
Lineage: Eukaryota; Metazoa; Chordata; Mammalia; Afrosoricida; Tenrecidae
Gene: ABCD1
Product: ATP binding cassette subfamily D member 1
Exons: 10
Coding region: 328-2562 (744 amino acids)
Biological process (GO): very long-chain fatty acid catabolic process; long-chain fatty acid import into peroxisome; fatty acid beta-oxidation
Cellular component (GO): peroxisomal membrane; peroxisome
Molecular function (GO): long-chain fatty acid transmembrane transporter activity; ATP binding; ATP hydrolysis activity
Source: RefSeq, a predicted model, not a curated record
AGGCUGUGGAGCGGACGGACGCGCCUGGGACCCCAGGAGGGGGCUCCACUGGGGUAGGAAGAGGUGACGGGAAAGAGGCGCCCUCCCUGACGCAGGGGCUAGGGGUCUUGCGUGGAGGGGAGCCCAAGUCCUCUGCUCAGCUCCCAACAGAGGCCUCGCGACCCUGGGGGGCCCUGAGCCCACCCAGCACCACCCAGCAGGGACUCUAGCCACACCCCAGUUGCCUGAAGCAGCAGGCCGAGUGACCACUGCAAGGCCUUCCAGCCACCUGCCUCGACUGCUGCUUCAGGCACUAGUCCCCCGACCGGCAGGGGCCAGCCAGGUGACAUGCCGGUGCUCUCCACUCCCAAGCCCUCGAGGGCCACCACGCUGAAGCGCACAGCCGUGGUCCUGGCCCUCGCCGCCUAUGGCGCCCACAAACUCUACCCACUGGCGCGGCAGUGCCUGGCUCUAGCCAGGGCCCCCCCAGGGCCGGCAGGAGACCCCCAACCGGAGGCCCUCACGACUGCAGCCAAGGCCAGCGUGAACCGGGCGUUCCUGCAGCGGCUCCUGUGGCUCCUGCGCCUCAUCUUCCCCAGGCUGUUGUGCCGGGAGACUGGGCUGCUGGCGCUGCACUCGGCCACGUUGGUCAGCCGGACUUUCCUGUCCGUCUAUGUGGCCCAACUGGACGGCCGCCUGGCCCGCUGCAUCGUCCGCAAGGACCCACACGCCUUCGGUUGGCAGCUUUUGCAAUGGCUCCUCAUCGCCCUCCCGGCCACCUUCAUCAACAGUGCCAUCCGCUACCUGGAGGGCCAGCUGGCCUUGGCCUUCCGCAGCCGACUGGUGGCCCAUGCCUACAGCCUCUACUUCUCUCAGCAGACCUACUACCGAGUCAGCAACAUGGACGGGCGGCUGCGCAACCCCGACCAGUCCCUGACGGAGGAUGUGGUGGCCUUCGCCGCUUCGGUGGCCCACCUCUACUCCAACCUGACCAAGCCGCUGCUGGACGUGGCCGUGACCGCCUACACCCUGCUCCGCGCUGCACGCUCACGUGGGGCCGGCACAGCCUGGCCCUUGGCCAUCGCUGGCCUCGUGGUAUUCCUCACGGCCAACGUGCUGCGGGCCUUCUCGCCCAAGUUCGGGGAGCUGGUGGCCGAGGAAGCGCGACGGAAGGGGGAACUGCGCUACAUGCACUCCCGUGUAGUGGCCAACUCGGAGGAGAUCGCCUUCUAUGGGGGCCAUGAGGUCGAGCUGACCCUGCUGCAGCUCUCCUAUAAGGACCUGGCCUCCCAUAUCAACCUCAUCUUGCUGGAACGCCUGUGGUAUGUCAUGCUGGAGCAAUUCCUGAUGAAGUAUGUCUGGAGCGCUUCAGGCCUGCUCAUGGUGGCCGUCCCCAUCAUCACCGCCACUGGUUACUCAGAGUCAGAAGCAGAGGCAGUAAAGAAGGCGGCCAUGGAGAAUAGAGAGGAGGAGCUGGUGAGUGAGCGCACCGAAGCCUUCACCAUUGCCCGCAAUCUCCUCACCGCUGCUGCUGACGCUAUCGAGCGCAUCAUGUCAUCCUACAAGGAGGUGACAGAGCUGGCUGGCUACACAGCCCGGGUCCAUGAGAUGUUCCAGGUCUUUGAUGACGUCCAGCACUGUCGUUUCAAGAGGCCUGGGGAGCUGGAGGAUUCCUCCGUGCGGCCUGGAGCUGUGAUGCGGCCCGGUGUUCGUGUGGAGGGACCCCUGAAGAUCCUAGGCCAGGUGGUGGACGUGGAGCAGGGCAUUAUCUGCGAGAACAUCCCCAUCAUCACUCCCACCGGAGAGGUGGUGGUAGCCAGCCUCAACAUCAGGGUGGAGGAGGGCAUGCACCUGCUCAUCACGGGCCCCAACGGCUGCGGCAAAAGCUCACUGUUCCGCAUCCUCGGCGGGCUGUGGCCGACUUAUGGGGGUGUGCUCUACAAGCCCCCACCCCAGCGCAUGUUCUACAUCCCACAGAGGCCCUACAUGUCGGUGGGCUCACUGCGAGACCAGAUCAUCUACCCGGACUCGGUGGCCGACAUGCUCAGGAAGGGCUACUCAGAGCAGCACCUGGAGGCCAUCCUGGACAUCGUUCACCUGCACCACAUCCUCCAGCGGGAGGGAGGUUGGGAGGCCGUGUGUGACUGGAAGGACGUGCUGUCCGGUGGCGAGAAGCAGAGGAUUGGCAUGGCACGCAUGUUCUACCACAAGCCUAAGUACGCCCUCCUGGAUGAGUGUACCAGCGCCGUCAGCAUCGAUGUGGAGGGCAAGAUCUUCCAGGCUGCCAAGGACGCGGGCAUCGCCCUCCUCUCCAUCACCCACCGCCCCUCCCUGUGGAAGUACCACACGCACUUGCUGCAGUUCGACGGAGAGGGCGGCUGGAAGUUUGAGAAGCUGGACUCUGCGGCUCGCCUGAGCCUGACCGAAGAGAAGCAACGGCUCGAGCAGCAGCUAGCGGGGAUCCCCAAGAUGCAGCAGCGCUUGCAGGAGCUCUGCCAAAUCUUAGGCGAGGCAGCCACCUCUGGGUCACCCCCGGCCUCUAGCCCCCCAGGACCUGGGCUCCUCCCAGGCAUCACCACCUGAAUCAGCACCCCAACUCUGGACCCUCGGCCCCAUCCCCUCCCCUGAGCUAUUGGAUCAUAUGAAGGAAACAGCAGCCCCCCACCCCCCGCUGCCCAUCCCUGCACGCCUCCCCCUCCUUGUGCACCCCUCCCCGAGCCCAUGUCCCUGGGGCGUGUGCUCAGUGACUGGGUUCCACUGCUGACCAAAAGGUGCCUUGGAAGAAAGGCCUGGCAUUUGACUUCCAAAACGAAAAGUCAGCCGUUGAAAACCCUACGGAGCAGAGCUGUUCUCUGCCCCGUGGCACCACAAGUCAGUAACUGUGGCCUGUUAUUGGAGUUGGUCCCUUAGUUUUCUUUGGGGCCCAGGGAACAGGCAGGGUAUGUGCAAGCCUGAGACCUAAGUCCUCGCUCCAUCUGCCCUUUUGUCCCUCGAAGAUCCUGUGCCCCAUCAACCCAGCAGAAGCCUGGCCAAAUCAUGCCCUCGGAGGACCCAGCAUUGGCUGCCAAACACGACGGGAUUGGAGCAGGGCCCCGCUCGGUCCCGAGCCUUUUCUUAUUCCAAAACCUAAUUUAUUUGAGUGUCGGUUUGUAUAUGUCCUAACUGCCUAUGUGAGCUUCCUGCCAGUGGGGAAGGCAAGACCGGGCAGGAAUCCACCCGGUGCCAAACCUACAGCCCUGGGCAUCACCGCUCUGCCAGCCUACACUGCCAGCUGCCUCCUGUGGUUCCAGCUGCCGUGAGUAAGGGUCCCAGUGUUCCCAGCUCAGUGCCAAAGAGGGGUCUGCCAGAGGCAUUGUUGUGCCAAGCCGGCCCUCACCAGAAGAAGGGGACCCCACUUCCACCGUGUGCCUUUACUGGCCCCUGAACCCCCGGGCCAGGAGCCUCCCUCAGUCCCCUCAGUAAAAAGCAGCCAUGAAAAAGCUCCCUGCC